Molecule: messenger RNA, 572 nt
Organism: Dendroctonus ponderosae (mountain pine beetle)
Lineage: Eukaryota; Metazoa; Arthropoda; Insecta; Coleoptera; Curculionidae
Product: proline dehydrogenase 1, mitochondrial-like
Exons: 2
Cellular component (GO): mitochondrion
Molecular function (GO): FAD binding; proline dehydrogenase activity
Source: RefSeq, a predicted model, not a curated record
UCAAACGAUGCCUGUUUCAGAUUUUCAACGUCCGCUUUUUUGCAGGAACGCGCGAGAGCUGCUGCUAUGGGCUACCCUGAUCCUACUAACCCCAACUUUGAAGCUACUACUGAAAUGUAUCACAAAACACUGACCGAGUGUCUGAGAAGAAUUAAGGCUUUCAAAGAUAAGGGAGAGGACAAGAUGAUUGCUAUCAUGGUGGCAUCUCACAAUGAGGAUACUGUACGAUUCGCCAUAGAAAAAAUGAAGGAAUUUGCGAUUGAACCAUCUGAUAAAGUAAUUUGCUUUGGCCAGUUGUUGGCCAUGUGCGAUUACAUCACGUUCCCGUUAGGACAAUCUGGCUACUCUGCUUACAAAUACAUCCCGUAUGGCCCAGUGAACGAAGUAUUGCCCUACUUGUCGAGAAGGGCACACGAAAAUAAGGGUGUUCUCCAGAAAAUUAAAAAAGAAAAGAGACUGUUAGCUAGGGAAAUCCUGAGACGCUUUGCUACUGGCAAGAUUUUCUAUACACCAAAAGGCAACUACAUCCCCGUAUAAGUUAUUGAAAUGUAAGUGAUAUUGAUAGCUGGUAU